AUGGCUCCUCUCAACCCAAAGACAGCCCAUAGGGAAUUCUUCGGAGUUCCAGGGGCGCUUGCAAUUGCCAUUUUUUUGCCCAUUGUCACGGUGUUCUUUCAGUUUGUCAUCAAUGAGUCCUACUCAGUCAAAGGUAUCAACCUUGAUCUUUCGAAAGUGGCAGCCCAGCUACCUAAAACCUGGGACGAAGUGAAGAGUAUCUGUUUCGACAAAAACUGCUGGCUAGCUUACUUUGCAUGGUAUUCGAUUCUUGCAGUUUUGGACGUUUACUCUCCAGGCAAAGAUAUUCCAGGAGUAGUAUUGAGAGAUGGAUCCACGUUGACCUAUCGUAUUAACGGCAUCUCCAUGUCUGCUACUCUUAUUGUUUUGUUGUUGGCUAGACUAUUCACAUCACCUACAUACUUCGUGCCUGAAUUGCAGUUCUUGUACGACAACCAGCUCCAGUUGAUAAUGGUCACUAUCCUCUUCUCGUACUUUUUAUCAUUUGCGGUAUAUUUUGGUUCUUUCAUCCCAUUGAGAAAGCCAAAUAAAGUGGGCACCAACGAGAGAAUCUUAUCCAUCAACGGCAAUUCUGGAAACCCCAUUUACGACUGGUUUAUCGGACGCGAGUUGAACCCAAGAAUUGGAGUAUGGGACAUCAAGUUGUUCAACGAACUCAGACCAGGAAUGCUCUUGUUGCUCUUGAUCAACUUGUCUUGUAUCCAUAAUCAAUACCAUACCACCGGAAAGGUCGCGGAUUCGAUCAUUUUGGUAAACUUCCUCCAGGCCUUCUACAUCUUCGACGGAGUUUUGAACGAGGAAGGAUGUUUGACCAUGAUGGAUAUCGCUACUGACGGAUUUGGCUUCAUGCUUGCAUUCGGCGAUUUGGCCUGGUUGCCUUGGACAUACUCGCUCCAGGCAAGAUACUUGGCCUUGCCAGAAAACUACUAUGAGUUGGGUUGGACUAAGACUGGCCUCAUUGCUGCGCUUAGUUUCACAGGCUACUACAUCUUCCACUCGGCCAACCAGCAGAAGUCUGACUUUAAGAAAGGUAAAUUGAAUCACUUGAACAGCAUAUCGACUCCUACGGGUUCAAAGUUGCUCGUGGACGGCUGGUGGAAACUCAGUCAGCACAUCAACUACUUUGGUGACUGGCUCAUUGGAUGGUCGUGGUGUUUACCUACGGGAGGCAUGACUGUACUCACCUACUUCUAUGUAAUCUACUUCGGCACCUUAUUGGUGCAUCGCCAGACCAGAGACGAGGCCAAGUGUCGGGACAAGUAUGGCAAAGCAUGGGAGCAGUACGAGAAGGAAGUGCCAUACAAAAUUAUUCCAUAUCUCUACUAG
This is a messenger RNA of Sungouiella intermedia, 1326 nucleotides long. NCBI's taxonomy places the organism in Eukaryota, Fungi, Ascomycota, Pichiomycetes, Serinales, Metschnikowiaceae. The record is from the annotation of a GenBank genome assembly.